CCGAGGCUGAAGUCAUUAAGUCUUUCCAUCACAUAUUUGAACCUCUUUCUGCCUCGCAUGCUGCAUCGAUGUCAUCUAUUGAGCGUUGAUGAGGGUUUGCAAUCUUUUGUGACACGUUGCAUUGCUUUGGAGCAUUUAUGCAUCCACCGUACUCCCGAAACACACGAUAUUGACAACACAGCAAAUGAGCUGUCCCUGCUAUCCGAUAGGAUUCGUUGGUGCACGCGGCUUGUAACUCUCUCUUGUCCGAUGCUCGACUGGGAAACAUGGAAGCAUCUCUCCCACCUCCCUACCCUUCUCAAAUUGGAAAUUGAUCGAGGGUACGAGGACCCUCCUUCGCUGUCAAACCGAGAUCUUCUGAAUUUAUCAUUCCUUAACAUCACGAGCCUUUCCUUUCGACAGCUGUACGAUUCUGCAAACAUCAUCACAGUCAUGCAACACUCGCAAUUUCCCUCGCUGAAAAAGUUCAAGUUUCAAGCCAACUAUCUGUCUUUAGAAGAGGCCGAGCAACUCUUGCAUGCUCUGUCCCACUGCAAAGCGUGUCGGACUCUAGAAGAAAUCAUCAUCUGUUGUCUUGAAGUCGGACCCAAAUACCACGAGUUUUUGACACCAACUCCGCAUUUCCUUUGCUUUACACAGCUCCGAACCCUGCAGCUCAUGUUUACUGAUUUCUGCAUCUACCUAGACAAUGACAUGCUCUUGCAAGCUAUGUCUAUUUGGCCGCAUAUCCGCACUCUGGAAAUCGACUACUUAGACGCCUAUAUUUUCUCUUCCGAGGUCACCCUCCAUGGAUUAUUCACAGCGCUCAGUCUAUGUCCACAUUUGCAUACACUAAAAAUUCCAAUCAAUAUUGCAACUAUCGACGUUGAUCCUGAUGCCGAGCCAAUACAACAUACCUCCCUACGAUCAUUGGAAUUGGAGACAUCAUCUGAAAUAGAAGAUCCAGAAACUCUCGCGGGCAUCAUUUCCGCCUGGCUCCCUUGUAUCUACCGAGUUCAAAACCUGGGUAGGGAUUGGGAUGAAGUCAACAUGCAUCUUAGAUUUUUGAAAGUGGCUACUGCGCCGUAUGGCACAUAUGGGAGCCUCCUAAAAUAA
This is a messenger RNA of Suillus plorans, 1095 nucleotides long. RefSeq lists its product as uncharacterized. The transcript has a single exon. The record is from RefSeq and is a predicted model, not a curated record. Bases 58 to 1095 code for a protein of 345 amino acids. NCBI's taxonomy places the organism in Eukaryota, Fungi, Basidiomycota, Agaricomycetes, Boletales, Suillaceae.